AUGGAUCCCGAUGAAAUGCCUGCUGUGCCCUUUUGCCCCUCCAACUCCACCACUGGGCGUGAGGCUGCAGCCCCAUGCGGGACUGACCUUGGCCCCAGAAGAGCUAUAAGACACUGUGCCCACUGCCACAACCACGGUAUCACUGACCAAGUCAAGGAUGAGGAGCACUCUUGCCUCUUUGAGGCCUGCGAGUGUCACAAGGAUGCCCUCUUCUCGGAGAAUCCCACGGUCUUGCCUGCCGAGAGUGCCUUGAGGAGGGAGCAAGGGCGCCUAAACAAGCACCUGCCUCAAGGGCUGAUAAGGAGUGGGGCCAUCUCUCCCAAGGCUCACAGCCCUGUGAAGAAAUUGGCCAUUCAAGGAGGAGCCUUCAGAAAGCUCCCAGGGUACUCUGCUGACAGACCAUAUCCCAGAAUCUUUGUCUCCAUCCUGGACUCCAGCAGCCUCGAAGAUGCAACUGACAAUUUCUCUUUCCAGGGCUUCCCUGAGGCCUCCUGCACUGCCCAGCGGGCUCCCAAAGCUUGUGACCAGGCCUCAGUUUCUGCCUCAGAGUGGCAGCAGAAGCUGGAGGCGGCUGAGGCUCUGCUGAGUCUGAACUCUCCCCAAGCCCCUUCUGGCUCCACUUUGCUGUUCCAUCCCUGCAUCGCACCGGGUAGCCUGGUCCUGGAAAGAGAACACAGGGUGGGGAUAGUUGGGAAAUGGGAGGGCGUUGUGCUCCUCCUGCUGAAAAUAGAGGACUCCAGCGUCCUAGCCACUCUAUCCGGCCCAAUCUGCUGGAGAGUGGUAGCACGUGCCGGGGGCGGCAGCACCGGAAGGGACCGGGAGCAGAUCGCGUGCACCAACGGCGCCAGAGGAGACCAGGAGAGGCUUCUGCGAGCCCGCAGUGGCGGCAACCGAACAGCCCGGGUACGGCAUGCGCGUACCAGCGGCAGUGGAGCCAGAGGUGCCCAGUAG
This is a messenger RNA of Manis pentadactyla (Chinese pangolin), 951 nucleotides long. It is a transcript of the gene DMRTC1B, whose product is annotated as DMRT like family C1B. Lineage: Eukaryota; Metazoa; Chordata; Mammalia; Pholidota; Manidae. Gene Ontology annotation, molecular function: sequence-specific DNA binding. Gene Ontology annotation, cellular component: nucleus. Gene Ontology annotation, biological process: regulation of DNA-templated transcription. The record is from RefSeq and is a predicted model, not a curated record.